AUGAAAUAAGUCACCUUCUUAUUCAUCCUUUUUACUUUAACCAUCCAAACAUAAUUGCAAUCUAAAGUAGAUUAAGUUAUGGCAUAAAUGGAUAAAAUGGCAUUAAAAAAUGAUUUCUCGAAGCAAUUAGCAGGUCUCAUUGAGCUUAAAAUGUUAUAAAGUUCUUAUGUCGAGGAAGUACUCAAAGAGAUAAAAGGUAUUAGAGACUAAUUAAUUGCUGAUUAAAGUGUUGAGGAUUAAGAAUACGCAAAAAAAAUUGGACAAUUGAAUGUGGAGAUUGAAAUCUUAGAAAUACAAACUGAGAAGCUUGCAAAAGAAUUACAAAGACUAAAUUAAUAAAUUGCAGAAUUGAAUGAAGAUAUUAGCAAACUUAUUGGUACCUAAUAAUCAUAAGAGAAAUAAUUAAGUACCUUGAACUCAAAGGAAGAGGAGAUUAGAAACUAAUACAAAAGUGAAAUCGAAACUCUUAAACAAAGAACUACAAAUAAUAUCAAAUCUAUUGAUGGAUUAAAUGAAAUGAUUGCAAAGUUACAAUAAGCAGUGUUUGCAGAAUAAAGUAAAACAACUGUACUCUCUUAAUAACAUACAAAACAGUAUGUUGAUGAUCUUAGAAACUAAUUAGGACCAAAUCAUCCAUUGACUGCUUUAGUGGCUGUAACUACAAAAUUUGAUGUACCUACUGUCACUAGAAUUAUCUAACUUCUUGAGAAUAUUAGAGAUGAGAGAAUCUAAGAAAAUGCAGGAGCUGAUGAAUACGAAGCAAAAGUUAAUUCAUCGUAUCAAGUUACUUUAAAAGAAGUCACUGAAGUCAGAGAAAGAUUAAGUGCUGAUUAUUCAAGAACUGUAGUCACUCUUAAACGAAGAAAUGAAGAAAAUGCUCUAUCUACAAAGUCUAGAAACUAAAUCUAAAAAGACUUACCAAUUGCUUAAGAUUUACUUCAACAAUAUAGAAAUGAAAGAGAAAUUGUUUAAUCCAAUUAUAAUCUUAGAUCUGCCAAAAGAGAGAAUGAAGUUAAAAUCAUAACUCAAGCUUAUACUAUAGUAGCAUAACAAGUUAGAGUAUGA
Paramecium tetraurelia is the source of this 1065-nucleotide messenger RNA. RefSeq lists its product as uncharacterized. The record is from RefSeq and is a predicted model, not a curated record. The transcript is spliced from 5 exons. Lineage: Eukaryota; Ciliophora; Oligohymenophorea; Peniculida; Parameciidae.